CGUCAGCAGAGUGAUUGGGAUGAGGUGGGGCCCAGUGGAACAAGUUAGAAGAGUUCGUUGAAAUGAAACUGGAGAAUGGAGAUCGCAGAAGAACAGAUUCCUUUCUUUCUUUCUGCAGUUUCCAACAACCCAAACUGGCUUCCAUCAUCAAUUAUCUUCCUCACGAUGUUGCCAUCAAAAUCGCUUCUCUCCUUCAGGUUCGAGAUUUGUGUGCCUUGAGUUGUUGUUCCACUUUCUGGAGGGAACUCUGCGUCUCCGAUUCCAUUUGGGAGUCUCUUGUCAGAAAAAGAUGGCCUUUACUCACUUCCUUCGAUUUCCCUUCUUCAUCAUCAUCGUCAUCUUCAUCUUCAUCUUCCACUUCCUCUUCCUCUUCCGCUAAUUCCCCGAAUUUUAAGAAGUGGAGGAAAUUGUACUUAAAGAGGCAUGUGGAGUUGGGAGUUAGGGCAAGGUCUGUUGAGAAGUUUGUGGAAGCUUGUUCCCGUUCUGAAUCACUUGAAGUUAGGGACUAUCUCAAUGCUGUUGAAACCUUGAUUGCCACAAGGUUUGGUUUUGAAGAUGUCCAGAGGUUCCUCUUCAACCCUAAAGUCAACGUCUUGCUUAACUUGAUUGGUGUCCACUAUUGCCUCACAUGUCUUGGGAUUCAGCAGGGCGACGAACUCGUAGAAUCGCUUCGGGCUAGUGAGAUAUCUGAUCGGCAUGUAUGCAUCAAGUGGUGGAAAGUUGGGAGAUGGAUCUAUGGCUUCCGCAGGAGGGACGAGUCACAUUCUCGUUGGGUUUCUUUGGCAUAUUUAGCAACAGAAGAUGAUGAACAUGUUCUGGGGGUACUUCGCCGAGGUACCAUUCAUGAGGUUGUACGUGUUCAGAUCUCUGCUGUUGGUCACACAUCAACACCUUGGUCCUAUAAGACUGAUCAACUAUAAGUAUAUAUAUAAUUUAUAUAGCUAUCAGUUUUAGUAUGUGUAUAAUGUGGUAAUAAUACGUGUGUAUCACUAUCACUACUAUUAUGUCAUUAAAUACAAGAAAAUAAGACAAGUUCAGAUUACUUUUAAAAUCAAUCAGAUUAAAAAUAUGCAUAAAUUCCAUUCUUGUAAAUGUAAUAGAUGAAUUCGUGGAGGACAAUUAUACCAUGCAUUGAACUCCAAUGUUGUUAUUUAAGUUGUCACAAUCAAGCACAUAGAAUGCUUUUCUUCUCCA
Arachis ipaensis is the source of this 1194-nucleotide messenger RNA. NCBI's taxonomy places the organism in Eukaryota, Viridiplantae, Streptophyta, Magnoliopsida, Fabales, Fabaceae. The record is from RefSeq and is a predicted model, not a curated record.